Messenger RNA from Bicyclus anynana (squinting bush brown), 4413 nucleotides. RefSeq names its product xanthine dehydrogenase/oxidase. Gene Ontology annotation, molecular function: iron ion binding; oxidoreductase activity; FAD binding. The transcript is spliced from 17 exons. The record is from RefSeq and is a predicted model, not a curated record. NCBI's taxonomy places the organism in Eukaryota, Metazoa, Arthropoda, Insecta, Lepidoptera, Nymphalidae.
AUGGCUUGUGUUAAAUUCAAAGUUAACGGAACUGACUGUUCAGUUGGGUCUGACGUGUCUUCCACCACGUCCUUGCUGGAGUAUCUCCGGAGGCACCUCGAGCUGCGCGGCACCAAGUUUAUGUGUUUGGAAGGUGGUUGCGGGGCCUGCAUCGUCAGCGCCGUCAAGUGCCCAGGACAACCCCCACAGGCUGUCAAUUCUUGCUUGGUGUCAGUUACAUCAUGUCACGGAUGGGACAUUACAACCAUUGAAAAUGUUGGGAAUCGGCUGCAGGGUUACCAUCCCCUUCAGACUACCCUCGCUGAACACAACGGCACACAAUGUGGGUACUGCACGCCAGGAUGGGUCAUGUCUAUGUAUUCUCUUUUGAAAAGUGAAAGCAACUUAACAAUGCUUGAUGUAGAGAGAUCCCUGUCUAGUAACCUCUGCCGCUGUACCGGCUACAGACCUAUAUUAGAAGCGUUCAAAAGAUUUGCCUGUGAUGCGUCUCAAUCGAAAGAUAUUACUGACAUUGAAGAACUGUCAUACCCCAUUAUUGAUUACCCGUGGACACUUAUCGACAUCAGUGAUGUAUCUGAACUCAAAGGGUACAUUCAUGAUCAGAAUUUAAUUGUUGGAGCUGGAACCACCCUCACGGAGUUUAUUAAAAUAUUAAAAGAAGUCUCUAAUAGAGAAUUUUUCGAAUAUCUUGAAAUUCUAGAUAAACAUAUUGACUUUGUGGCUCAUGUAGCUGUUAGAAAUCUAGGAACUAUAGCGGGAAAUUUAAUGUUAAAACAUGGACAUCGAGAGUUUCCAUCGGACAUAUUUCUUCUUCUCGAAUCAAUAGGAGCACUGAUAACUAUAAUAUCUCAAGCUGGUUUGAAAAAAACCAUCACAUUGAGCAACUUCCUUAACGAAGAUAUGAGAGGGAAAAUUAUAUUGAAUGUAAUUAUGCCGCCGCUCUGUAAAGCAUGUAAAUUAGUUACAUACAAGGUAGCGCCGCGUUCUAGAAAUGCUCAUGCAAUAGUCAACGCUGGUUUCUUCUACAAAGUGAACAAAGAUAACCGAGUAUUGACUUGUAGGAUAGUGUUCGAUGGGUUAUCGCCAAAUUUCAACCGAGCCACACAAACUGAGAAAUAUUUGGUUGGAAAAACACUUUUCAACAACGACACUUUGCAGAGCUCUUUGAAAAUAUUAUCUAACGAACUCAUAGUUACAGAUUUGUCACCAGAACCUUCUGUUAGUUUUAGAAAAAAAUUAGCACUUGGAUUGUUCUACAAGGGACUUUUAUCAUUAUGCCCAGAAAAUAUAUUAAAGUCGCAAUACAGAUCUGGUGCUGUCAAAUUACCAGAAACUCGUCCAGUGUCGACAGCUUCACAGUCGUUUACAACUGAUCCAACUGUAUGGCCGCUCAAUCAACCCUUGCCUAAGUCGGAAGCACUGAUACAGUGUGCUGGAGAAGCGAAAUAUGCAGAAGAUAUACCAAAAUUACCGAACGAAGUAUUUGCUGCGUUUGUUCUUAGUACUGUCGCUUUGGGAACGAUUGCAAGUAUCGAUGCUACUGAAGCACUACAACAAAUGGGAGUUUUGGCAUUUUAUACAGCAAAAGAUAUACCCGGAUUGAACUCUUUUACAUCGCCCGAUGUUACAGAUUUUACAACAGAUGAAGAAAUACUAUGUAGUGGAGAGGUGCAAUACUACAAUCAACCCAUAGGAAUUAUUGUUGCUGAGUCACAUUACCUGGCAAACAGAGCUGCACUCAUAGUCAAAGUAACUUAUACUAAUGUAAGAAAACCAGAAGUUGACGUAAGAGUGAACAAAAGAAAUCCACAGAAGGCUACAUUCGUGGGAUCCGCACAAGCUACCAGUAAAGGCAAUGAUGUUUCUAAAAUUAUUAAAGGCAGUCGCACAAUAAAUGGUCAAUAUCAUUUCUGUUUUGAGACAAUGAUGUGCGUAUCUUUUCCUACUGAAGAAGGAUUAAAAGUUUAUCCAACGUCUCAGUACAUAGAUGCAAAUCAGGUUCUAAUAGCUCGUUCCCUUAACAUUGAAGAAAGCAGGUAAACCAUAUGCGCGUUUGCAUUGUUGUUUUUUGUGAAUGUUUUCAACUUUGUUGUUUUUUAUUUAAUAUUUUUUUACAUAAAUCACUUUAAAAAAUUCAGAAUAGAUGUUGAAGUCCGGCGACUUGGUGGCAGUUUUGGUUCGAAGAUAUCGCGACAGAAUAUGGUGACGACAGCAUGUACUCUCGUUACCUACAAAUUAAAUCGUCCAUGCAGAUUUAUUUUACCCUUGAGAAAUCAAACGCGGGUGUUAGGCAAGAGAAUGCCUUCAUCGAGUGAUUAUGAAAUCGGAGUAAACGAAAACGGAGUGAUUCAAUAUCUCAAUUACGAUUUAUAUAAUGAUAAUGGCUUCAUAGUUAAUGAAACUCUCAUACGAUUUACACUAGAUCAAUACUUUAAUUGCUACAAACGAGAUGCGUGGGAUUAUAAAUGUUUCAAUGUCAUUACCGACACACAUUCGAACACGUGGUUUCGUUCCCCAGGUACUUUAGAAGCUAUAACAAGUACCGAAGAAAUGAUGGAGCGAAUUUCAUAUGAGCUUGGUUUAGAUCCUUUGCAAGUACGUAUGAAUAACUUGGACACAACACGAUACGGUGAUCUUGUAGAAAUGGUUAAUACUCUCAUAGUAGAUUCUAAUUAUAGGGAAAGAAGAAAUGCUGUUGACAAAUUUAACGUUGAAAACCGAUGGAAGAAACGAGGCUUAAGAUUCACUACUAUGAAGUGGUCCGUAUCAGCUCCAUUUUUCUUAAAUGUAACAUUAUCAGUAUACCAUGGUGAUGGUUCCGUGGCUAUUAAUCACGGUGGUAUAGAAUUGGGACAAGGAAUUAAUACAAAAGCCAUACAAGUAUGCGCUUAUUAUUUAAACAUACCACUAAAUAAAAUCCAUGUCAAACCAACUACGUCAAUGUUAAACCCAAACAACUCUCGCACAGCUGGAAGUUUGACGUCACAAAAUGUUCAAAUAGGUAUCGAGAAGUGUUGCAAACAAUUACUGAGCAGGUUAGAACCAAUAAAACAAAAAAUGACUAAUCCAACGUGGGAGCAACUGAUAGCCAAAGCGUUUGAGGAAGGAAUAAACCUACAGGCAAAUGGUUAUGUGGAUGGUAGUGACAUACAUGAUUUUGAUGUUUUCGGAGUUACUCUGGCUGAAGUUGAGGUAGAUACUUUGACGGGACAAUUUCAGAUUAUUAGAGUUGAUUUAUUAGAAGACGUGGGUCGUAGUAUUAACCCUGAACUCACUAUAGGGCAAAUAGAAGGUGCAUUCAUUAUGGGUACAGGAUAUUUAACAAGUGAAGAGCUUGUAUAUGAUCGGAGCUCAGGGGAACUGCAGACAGAUCGAACUUGGAAUUAUUUUGUGCCAGGAGGAACAGACAUACCACAAGACUUUAGAAUUUAUUUCAAAAAGAAAUCAUACUCAAAUGAUGCGAUUUUAGGAUCAAAAGUAAUAUCCGAACCAGCAACAUGUAUGGGAGUGGUGAUACCACUUGCAUUGCGAGAAGCUAUAACUUCAUCGAGGUUGGAAUCUGGUAUCGCCACAAAUAGUUGGUUUAAUAUAGAUGGACCUUACACCGUAGAAAAAAUUGGUUUAUCGUGUGAAACCAAAUUGGAGGAUUUUAAAUUUUAUUAGGAACUCUUAAAUUGAUUUUCUUUUGUUUGGUAAUAUUACCGAAGAAAUUAUUGCAUUUAUUGUAAAUUUUGUGCUACUUUUUAUAACCAUCCAUUAAUGGGAAGUACUUAUAAGAAUUUAGAAUAUUUAGAUGUAAUAAUAUAUUAUUAUAGAAAAAAAAAUAUAACUUUUUGCAUCUCAUUAACUUAAAAAAGACCAUGGUGUCUCAGUCUUGUCAGAAUUAUGAAUUAACAUUUCAGCCUAGAUAGUGGAGUAGGUACUAUUAUUGUCAUUUCCACUGUACAAAUACUAAUACUUUAGUAACAAAAAUAUUUAGUAAGAAAAGAGAGAGGUUUUAAUUUCAGAGUAUUGGAAACGCUGAAUGGAGUCUCCUGGGAAAUCUGUCUCUGUAAGCUGUAGUACUGCUGCUGCGUUUUGUGCUCUAGCUUGUUGGAUUUAUCUUAAUACUCACGGACUAGACUAUAAUGGCAUAAUGGAUAAUUUUGAAGUAACUUCAAGUUUCAUUGUAAAAGUUUCUAAACAAAUUGUGGAGCACUUACGGUCCGCGCUCUUUCUAUUAGUUUUAAAAUGUAGUUCUUCAAAGGCGGUUAAGCUAAUUUUCCAAAGGCCGGCAUCGCAUUAUUGUUGGGCUUCUGAUACUGCAAAUAUAAUAGGUUGGCCAUUUACAUUUGCAGUACCAGUGAUUAUUUUACAACAGGUCACAUGUCUAUUAUGUAUCUUGGAGUAGGAUUAAAAAUAUGAGACAAUUUG